Molecule: messenger RNA, 1100 nt
Organism: Ipomoea nil (Japanese morning glory)
Lineage: Eukaryota; Viridiplantae; Streptophyta; Magnoliopsida; Solanales; Convolvulaceae
Exons: 2
Coding region: 120-1064 (314 amino acids)
Source: RefSeq, a predicted model, not a curated record
CUUAGCUUUUCUUGAAUAUAAAACUGUCCAACUGUUAUAUAUUGACUAUAAUUCCCCUAAAGAAAACAAAAGAAAAAAAAAAAAACCUCCAUUUAACUUCUAGAAAUCAACUGAGAGCUAUGGAGUUGGUUGGUGAUGAUGCCAAAAUCGGUGUUGGUUUCCCCCUACCGCAAUCGCACCCUUGGCUCUUGUUUUGUCAAAAUAAACAAGGUACACUAUACAGUUUCACACAACAACGUUAUUACAAGAUUGAUUAUUCUUUCAUGUAUAAUAAGUAUGAGAGGGCUCACGCAUGUAAGGAUGGAUGGAUGGUGCUACACGAUUGCGAUGACACUUUCGAUAUCAUACUUUUCAAUGCUUAUUCACAUGAAAGGGUGCAACUUCCAAAAUUAAAAUCAGUCACGUAUUUGGCUUACCUUUUGUCUAGUCCUCAUGAUCCUUCUUGUUAUGUUGUAUUAAUUGAAGAGUAUGACGACUUUGGCAUGCUUUUCAAUUUUUGCAAGAUCGGUGGACAAGCAUUUGUGAAGCAGUUAUAUCCGGAUAGAAUAAUACAAUCAUUCACAAGUUUUGGUGGACAUUUGUAUGGGUUGAUGAAAUAUUCCACCACAUUAGUACGUGUAGAAUUCAAUGAUCAAAGUGCACAAUUUCAAGAAGUGAUCAGUGGUGAUUUAUUUUGUGAGCCAUCUUCAAGACCAAAAUGGAGUGGUCAAGAUGCUGUUGGUUAUAUUACAGAAAAUUGUGGUGAAAUCCUAUUAGUUACUAAAAUUUACUUUGCAAAAAGGCGUUGCAUGGUAGAAAAUAUACGAGUCUUUAGAGCGGAUUUGUAUGCAAGAAAAUGGGUGGAGAUGGAAAGUAUAGGAGAGCGUACCAUUUUCUUAGGAUAUAUUGGAGGCAUAUUUUGCAUUAACAGCAAUAAUGCAAAUGUGAGAAAUAACUGCAUAUACUUCAUUGAAGAAAAUGACAGAAACAUGUAUGUUUUUGAUUUGGAAGAUAUGAGUGUUUCCAUCAACCAUCCUUGCCCUCAUGUAGGCAAUAAAAAUAUUAUAUCACGAUGGAUACUAUGAUUAUGUGAGUUGUUAUAUAUAUAUUUUUUAAUUCAA